Molecule: messenger RNA, 2376 nt
Organism: Megalops cyprinoides (Indo-Pacific tarpon)
Lineage: Eukaryota; Metazoa; Chordata; Actinopteri; Elopiformes; Megalopidae
Product: adhesion G protein-coupled receptor E3-like
Exons: 16
Coding region: 1-2376 (791 amino acids)
Biological process (GO): adenylate cyclase-activating G protein-coupled receptor signaling pathway; cell surface receptor signaling pathway
Cellular component (GO): membrane
Molecular function (GO): G protein-coupled receptor activity; calcium ion binding
Source: RefSeq, a predicted model, not a curated record
AUGAAGGCAGUCCGAGGCAGAAUGAACGAGGAGCGGGGAUCGGAAAUAGGAGCAGGCUGUGUCAAACCGGGCAAGCAGGCGGAUCAGGCAACCAAGGGCAGCGGGCAGGGACAAAAUGUGGAUGGAUGCAGGGAGAACCCUACAAUCUGCGGCUCAAACGCAAACUGCAGCAACACCGCUGGCAGCUUCACCUGCGAGUGUAAGGAGGGAUUCAUUCCCAGCCCGGGGCUGGAAUGGAAGCUGGGAGUCACCACCUGUACAGGUGUGACAGAGGGCUUAAAUACAGCAGAAUGUGAGGGUAAAUCAGUGGAGCAGUGUAAACUGGACUCUGUGGUUAAUCUGCUAGACAACAGCAGCUCACUGGUGCUUCCACCCACAACAGUGGAAACACUGCUGAAUGCGACCCUGCAUGCUGUGGAUGUGCUGUCUGUGAGGGAGGGUGAGGACAGAGACAAGCUGAGAGAUACCAUGCUGGAGGUCACAGAGAAGCUGGCGUCAGCGCUGGUGAAGCCCACACAACACCAGAGCUUUGCCAGCGUCAAUACCACACAAAUAGAGGUGCAAACGUUUGCCAUCGGGCCAGAAACCAACCUGACAGACACACCUCAGCUGAAAUCGAGAAACAACCUUUUGGAAAUUGAUCUGCUUGGAAUUGCUAAGAACAACAAUGGAUCUGGAGCUGUGGUCUUCAUAGCCUACGCCAACAUGGAGGAUGUGCUGAAGGCUGACUUCUUCCACACGGAAACAGAGACCAACAAGAACAUGAUGUCCAAUGUCGUCUCUGCCUCCCUCCCCAAUACCAAAAACCCAACAUUGCUCAAACCAGUCAACUUUACCCUGAGACACCUAAAGCCUCCCUCCCUUUCUCGGCAGGUGGACCCUGGGGGUAAUCUCACCUGUGUGUACUGGAAUCAGAGCAGGUGGAUUGUGGAUGGCUGUGAGGCCACAAAGAUCAAUUCCAAUCACACUGUGUGCACCUGCAACCACCUGUCCACCUUCGCCCUCAUCAUGCAGACGGACAGAUCACCUGAGGAUGACAUCAUCUUGAAGUGGAUCAGCAUGAUUGCAGUGUCAGUGGGGCUGCUGUUUCUGGCCCUGGCCAUCCUGACCUUCAUCCUCUUUCGCUGGAACCCUAAAGUCAGCAACACAGCACGCCUGAACAUCUCCAUCUGCCUCUUCCUGGCCCACCUGCUCUUCCUGCUGGUGCAGAGUUUCCUCUCUCACAUCCAGAAGCACAAGCUGGUGUGUGCAGUGAUCUCGGGCGUGCUGCACUUCCUCUUCCUGUCCAGCUUUGUGUGGAUGUUCCUGGAGGCUCUGCAGCUCUUCCUGUUGGUGCGCAACCUGAGAGAGGUCAGGAUUAUACAGAGGGAGGGAAUCCACUGGGGCUUCCUGCUGCUGAUUGGCUACGGCGCCCCCUGCCUGGUGGUGGGUGUGUCUGCAGGAGUGGUUCCCGAAGGAUACGGCAGUGACCAGUGCUGGCUGAAGACUGAUGAAGGCUUCAUCUGGUCUUUUCUGGGGCCAGUGUGUUUUCUCCUUGCAGUGAAUGUCAUCCUCUUUACUACCAUCACUGGAUACCUGUGGUUUGCCCUGGCUGGCCGGGACAAGGAAAUCUCUCAACUGAAAGACACCAGGAUGAUGGUGGUAAAAAUACUAUUCCAGUUCAUCAUUCUUGGUUGCUCCUGGAUGUUCGGCUUCUUUGUGAAUAACAGCAAGGUGCUGGAGUAUCUCUUCCUGCUUAUAACCUCCCAGCAGGGCACAUUCAUCUUCCUGGUGCACUGCGUCUUCAGAAAAGAGGUUCAGGAAUGGUACAGGAAGUGGUGGAAGAUCCUGUGCAGCUCCAGAGAUGCCUCUGACUCCUCUAACUCCUCCAAGACAUUCACAACUUUCUCGAGCAUCACAGGUUCCUUACGGCCUGGCUUCUGCACCUUUGGCCUUACAGAAGAUAAUGGCUACCAUCCUACAGGGCCAAACUACUUGGAUGACCUGAUAGUCUAUGGUGCCACCGCUGCUGAACACCACCAGAACCUUAGCGCUGUACUACAGAAACUAAAAGAGUCUGGCCUGGUGCUCAACAACAACAAAUGUCACUUCAGAAAGCCUUCCCAGCACUUCCUGGGUCAUGUCAUCACUGCAGAUGGCAUCUGUCCAGACCAAGAUCACUUUGACGCCAUCCUGAAAGCCCCACCUCCAUCUGAUGCUGCUACUCUUAGAUCCUUUCUGGGUCUGGUGGCCUGGUACUCGAAGUUCCUCCCCAACAGCCGUGGCCCCCAUACAACUACACAGCUGAUUGCCUGUCACGUCAUCCCUUGCCUGUUCCAGCUGACUCCACUACAGCUGUGGAACCAGAACUGGUCUCGCAGAUCUCCGCAACACUAA